AUGGCGCAAAAUGGUAAGGUCGAUGGUGCGCAAUCAGACGACACGGGUACGAUGGGCACCUCGGGUGCAGUCCGCACCGCUGAAUUGCCAAUCAUCGAAACUUACGACGAUUUCAUGAAAUGUCGUAUCACUGGCGAUAUGCCCGACGAGGAUCUCACUUGCAACCCAAGGUGGUUGAUUUUUAACUCACCCAAUGCUUACAAAAAACCAUGCUAUGGAGAUGUCACUGUUACUAAUCGAAAUCCAUACUCAGUAGCCUGGUGCUUCAAAUCUAAGGAAAAAAUGGUACGGAUUCCCCAGGCGUAUGGAAUUUUGAAAGGCGGCGAACAUAUGGAAGUGACGCUUUACUUGAUAUCAUCGGAUGACUGGCCUCGAGAUGUGAUCGAGUACACCGGUAGACGUCAUAGAAUUGUAGCAGAAUGCCUUAAAAUUCCGGAUUACAUUCGCCCGAAAAAUGAAUGGGAAGCCGCACGCAUUGCACGGGAAAUUUUUCAUUACUCGUCCAUGUUCAAUCCACUUCAACGUAUGUACACGAAGAUUAGCAUAGUUCUCGAAUGA
This is a messenger RNA of Cooperia oncophora, 558 nucleotides long. The record is from the annotation of a GenBank genome assembly. NCBI's taxonomy places the organism in Eukaryota, Metazoa, Nematoda, Chromadorea, Rhabditida, Trichostrongylidae.